CCCAUCCAUUCAUGAGCAUCUACGAUAGAGGAGAGGACGGGAGUCACUUUACGUGCCACACGGGCUUAACGAUAAUCUUUUAACCGUCCAACAUAUACGGUUUCCACCACGGGUCUCGCAUUCCGACAUACUAAAAAUUGUCAUCUCUAAUCCGACCUCAAUGGCUCAAAAGUCAAUUGAACCGGUUUCACCCGUCGUUCUCCCCCUAUCCGAGUCCUCCGCAUUGGAACUAUGAAACUCAGCCUGCUUUACUUUAAACUCUAUAAACGGCCUUACUAAGUCUAUCACCUUGGCUAGAUUGCCUUAUAUUAAUGUGAUUUGUGCUCAUUUUCGGUUGUACAGCUCCGUUUCGCGAACCUGUGAGGCAUCAAGCCAUCUGUCGAUCCAAGGCUCCCCACGACUCAAAAAGUCGCAUCUGCCAGACAGAUGGACAGGUUUAGUUUGGCUUGACUACACAGAUAUUCGAAGUCCCAGUAGCGCUUUCGCGGUCGGUAUCCACAUCCAGUAGCCUCAACUACUGAGGGCGAUCGCCUCCGACACCAUCCAGUUCCGACGCGCCCAGUGUACGAAGUAAAAAUACCCUUUGGCACGGGAAAUCCCAACGGUUCAUCUUGAUUAUCACAGACAUGGCGUGGAUUUCACUAUUACCAGCCGUACUUAAGCCCCUCUUAACGAUGGAGGUAGUGGUGUCAGUCCAGCGCCUUCCUUUCCCCCUCCACUCCCUUCCUUUCGCUUGAUCGCUUGCUGGGCAAGCCUUCUAAAUUUCUCUUUUUUCGUAUCGAAUUGGAAACCUGACAGCCUUACUGCGACAAACAUAAGGAUGGCAUCUCGCAAUAGCAUUCCUGAAGCCUACCGUAUUUCCGUCACCUUCUGGAUACCGAUGCACUUCACUUCGCUAGCCGGGAUCAUUCUCAUCCAACUCACCACCUGGUUCGCUCGCCUCGUGAGAGGAAGAGUUUGGUACGGCUUCAUGACUUCAUUGGCCAUCUUCUGCCUAUCAAGCUGUCUACUCUACAUCUCCGGUCAACAACCGACAAGCGAUCUUGACCAAGCGCCCAACUAUUUUCUUUGCUUGACGCAAGCUGCCUUGGUUUAUUCAGACGAGCCGCUGGCUAUCCAUAUGCUUCUGUCGCUCUUGCUCGAGCUUUAUUGGAAGGUCUCGUCAGCACAUUCGCAGAACGGCAAGACAUUAGAAAAGCAUAAACGAGCCAGCUCGCCAUGGCUCCUCAUCCUUCCCUACGCCUCGUGGUGCCUCCUGACUAUCGCCUUUCUUGUCUUUGGCCUUAGAAAUCCCAGCAAAGUCGUAUUCAGUGGUCAUAACCCGUACUGCGCGUUAGAUCAAUCUGUUCCACGAAUAUUCAAUUCCGUCGUUUGCGCCAUACUUUUGCUGGCAACAAUGAUUGUACUUGCCAUGAUAGCUGUCCGACUUGUGAUGAUCAAGAUUAACUGCCAAUCGCAGCCUCAAACCGGGGCUUUACCGUCCCUGGGAGAAUAUCUCGGACUUUUCAUCCGCUUUACCCUGAUAUUGAUCUUCGGCGUCAUCGCGGUGAUUAUCAGCAUAAUAUUCGCCAUUGAGGAUAACUCACCUAUUAUGUAUCAUGUUAUCGCUCAAGCCGGUGUGCCUUUGGUAGCCAUGAUCAUCUUUGGGUCGCAAAAGGACGUUUUGUUGGUAUGGAGAGAUUUAGGUCGUAGGUGUUUGGGAAGGGUUAGGACUAUGGGGAUGUUCCGACUCGCGUCAGGCAAGACCUCAAUGACUUCGAAGUGUCGCUGUAGCAAUCCAGUCCUGCACAAAUGCGAAAAUGAUUGA
Molecule: messenger RNA, 1807 nt
Organism: Marasmius oreades (fairy-ring Marasmius)
Lineage: Eukaryota; Fungi; Basidiomycota; Agaricomycetes; Agaricales; Marasmiaceae
Exons: 12
Coding region: 821-1807 (328 amino acids)
Source: RefSeq, a predicted model, not a curated record